Molecule: messenger RNA, 486 nt
Organism: Acanthosepion pharaonis
Lineage: Eukaryota; Metazoa; Mollusca; Cephalopoda; Sepiida; Sepiidae
Source: the annotation of a GenBank genome assembly
AUGUCCCUCUUGCUCUUUCUGACAUUUAUUUUGGUAUUUUUCCUCAGUCACAAUUUGAAUACUUCAUUAUGCAUUCUUCUUUACAUUCACUAUUCCAUAUCCACCUUUUCUCUUUCUCUUGACCCCCUAGCUCUUCUCUUAUGCCCUGCUAGCUCUUCUCUUUCUCAUGUCCCCCUAGCUUUUCUAUUACCAAUGUCCCCCUAUCCUUCCUCUUUCUCCUGUCACCCUAGCUCUUCUCUUUCUCAUGUCCCCUCCCUACCUCUUCCCUUUAUCAUGUCCCUUUUUGCUCUUCUCUUUCUCAUAUCCCCCAACUCUUCUGUUCCCCAUAUCUUACUUGCUCUCCUCUUGAUCAUCUCUUUCUCACGUCACUCUUCUGUUCCCCUUAGCUCUUCUUUUUUUCAAGUCCCCUUAGCUCUCCUCUUUCUCAUGUUCCCUUUGCUCUUCUCUUUCUUGUAUUCCUUUUAUCUUUCUCCUUCCUGUGUCUAA